Molecule: messenger RNA, 357 nt
Organism: Penicillium vulpinum
Lineage: Eukaryota; Fungi; Ascomycota; Eurotiomycetes; Eurotiales; Aspergillaceae
Product: L-rhamnose mutarotase
Exons: 3
Coding region: 1-357 (118 amino acids)
Molecular function (GO): racemase and epimerase activity, acting on carbohydrates and derivatives
Source: RefSeq, a predicted model, not a curated record
AUGGCUCAACUUGAACCCCGCCGCUUCGCCCAAAUCGUCCACCUCAAGCCCUCCGCUGUCGCGGCAUACAAGGAGUGCCACGCCAAUGUCUGGCCUGAGAUCCUUCAAAAGAUCAGAGAUUGCAACAUCAUAGACUACUCGAUCUUCUUUGAUAAUGAUCGGACUCUGUUCGCGAGCUUCAAGUAUAUCGGCACAGACUAUGAAGCCGAUAUGAAGCGUAUGGCUUCAUUGCCGAAAAUGAAAGAGUGGUGGGCUAUGACUGAUGGGAUGCAGGAAAGCCUUAUUCCUGGAGCCUUGGGCAGUGCAGAGGGUCCGGGAUGGUGGAAGCCCUUGGAGGAAGUGUUUCGUACAGAGUAA